Molecule: messenger RNA, 882 nt
Organism: Aspergillus niger
Lineage: Eukaryota; Fungi; Ascomycota; Eurotiomycetes; Eurotiales; Aspergillaceae
Exons: 3
Coding region: 1-882 (293 amino acids)
Biological process (GO): regulation of signal transduction
Molecular function (GO): protein phosphatase inhibitor activity
Source: RefSeq, a predicted model, not a curated record
AUGUCUCACCAUAUGGAGGAUGCACACAAGCGACCCAAGGGUAUUCUGAAGAACUCCAGCUCUCAGGUGCCCCAGGUCGCGCAGCAUGCUCACGCUACUUUGACGAUCCCUUCAACCUCGGCCGACCCUACGGACACCAAGGAACUUACGCUUCAGAACACCCUCCAGAAUGCCGGUCGACGUCGGUCGUCAUCCAACACUCGCCCCGGGUCUUCGUCGCGACGACAGUCUCUUGCCAGCAUCCACGGUCAUCACGACGACUCGUCGCCCCGCCUGAAGUGGGACGAGGCCAACCUGUAUUUGACGGAGCAGGAGAAGACGGCCAAGAUGAAGAUCGAUGAGCCCAAGACCCCCUAUGCGCCGCGCUAUGACCCCGCCGAGGAUGAGGACGAGCUGGCGGGCGAGGAAAGUCUGAUUGAUGCGCAGGAUAUAGUGGUGGACGAACUGGACAAGACGAAGAAGGCGCCCAAGAAGACGGUCGCAGAGGACGAUAUUCCGGAGUUGGAGCUGGGAGAGGCCGAGGAGUAUGGUGGUGAUGCGCAUAUGGGAGAUGCCGAUCGGAUCGUGCGCGAACGAAGCUUGAGCAAUGACUCACAUCGGGGCGGGAAGCACGUUGUGGUCGGGGCUGGCGAGCUGAACGGCGAAACCGAGUCUGGUGGAGAUACGUUGAUGACGGCGGGCGAAGCCGAGGAAAAGCAUCGCCAGUUCGAGCAGCAUCGGAAGAAGCACUAUGAGAUGCGGAACAUCAAGGAUCUCCUUGCCCACCCUGAGGAUCUCGAGGACGAAAUGGACGAAGACGAAGAUGAGGGGGACAGCUCAAGUGCCGCGGUGCCGCCCCCGAUGCCUAGGAUCCCGGAGCGAUUUCUAAAUGGAGGAAAGUGA